Molecule: messenger RNA, 774 nt
Organism: Suillus clintonianus
Lineage: Eukaryota; Fungi; Basidiomycota; Agaricomycetes; Boletales; Suillaceae
Exons: 6
Coding region: 77-658 (193 amino acids)
Source: RefSeq, a predicted model, not a curated record
CACAUGGUCACUACUUCAGCUAGGUGUACGACUCUUGCACUCAAAGUCCAUCCCCUUCGCCUAGUUCAAUAUCAAAAUGAGCUAUCUUCCUACAUUACGCUGCUCAAUAAAGAGAGUUUCCGGGACUCUCGGAGUUUCCUCACGAUAUGCAAGUGCGAGACGGUAUACUAGUACGAUGCAUGACAAUGAUCCAGAGACGCUGGACAGAGAGAAACGAAGGAACUUGUCCGGUAUCCAGCAUAAAACCUCGACCCCAAUCGAUGACGCACCAGGGUGGAACGAAGACCUGGCAUCUACAUCUGAAGCACACGUGAAGGCUGAUCGUUCUACUGUCACGAUCCAUGAUCUUCAGCAAAAGACGGUUGAUUAUGUCAAUGCGAGGCACCAACCAGACGAGCCUGAGCAGAUUGAUCACAGAGAGGCAACCUACCUUAAAGACGAAGUGAUUGGCCCUCUCGGCAAUGCGAGAGUGGGUGAGUUCGAGGGCGUCGUCGGUGCCGGUGAUCUUGGCAUAGAUCAGGAAGGCACAGACACACAGUCCGGCGGGCGCACCGUCGAGCGGCACAUCGUCUAUGAGGAGAUAACGGAAGUUGUGAGAGAACCCUGUCCGACGGAGAGCGAGGCUGAUGUAAAGGCCGACCGCGGGGAAUAUUCUUGAAUGAAUCAUGCCUGUUGAUCCUGCGCGAUUGAUAUAAUUCUCAACUUCUCAACCUUAUUCCAUGUACUCCAUCACACCAUUUUCUCCAAAGUUUAUAUUAUAUCACCACAACUGCC